UCGCCCGAAGUAUAAUUGGAAUAUGGUGAAUCAUUUCAAAGGGGCAUAGGGAGGUCUGUGUGAGAGAAAUUCCUGGUGCAGUCUCUGCAGUCAGCUAAGUGUCACAUACAACAUACUGUAGUAGACUAGAGUAUGUAGAAUAAGGGGAGCCUCAAAAGAGGAAAAGAAAAGGUUGAGUAAAGAUGCUGAAACCUGGAAACAAGUGAAAAAGUUGGAAAGUUGGUUUCUUGGGUUUUGCUUAUUAUGCUUUCCAAACCUUAAAGUUUGGAAUUUUUUUCUUUUUUUUUUUUGGUAGAUACAUGUCUAAUGUUGUUUCAAGAAUCCAAAGGUUGGUGGCACUUUACUGAUUGGCAAGUGGAUGGCAGUAGACAUGAAUCUUACAAGUCUUUAUGAAAUAAUGGUGCAUUUAGUUGAUGAGUAUUCCUAAUGGUUAGAACUUUUUUUAUGUUUAGUUUGAUGUUGGUAAUGGUGAAAAUGAAUAUUUAGUUCUUGGGGAGCUCUGAAAUCGAAAAAGAAAUAUGUUUUCUAGUGCUUGAGGCUGAGGGAUAAACGCCGUUUCGUUUUGGUAAUUGGUUGUUUCCAUAUCAAGAUUCUUGAUUUUAGGACCUCUUCCCCUUUUGAUAUUAUCAAGAAAAUGUUGUGUUCUUAUUUUUGAUAGAAAGGACAAUUAGCUGAAAGUGAUUAGGGUUUGAAUUGUUGGGGGGAAAGGUUGUUUUGUGAUUAGUGGUAAAACGGCGUGUUUGGAUUGUGAGACCUUUUCAUAAUAUCAAUGUCCUGCAAAGAUGGUAGAUCAGUUGAAGAUAACGGCAAGUAUGUCCGUUAUACACCUGAGCAGGUUGAAGCUCUUGAAAGGCUAUAUCAUGAAUGUCCAAAACCCAGUUCAAUGCGUCGUCAGCAGCUUAUUCGUGAAUGUCCUAUUCUCUCCCACAUUGAGCCUAGGCAAAUCAAAGUUUGGUUUCAAAAUAGAAGAUGCCGGGAAAAACAGAGGAAAGAGUCAUCAAGGCUUCAGGGUGUGAAUAGAAAGCUGUCAGCAAUGAACAAGCUAUUAGUGGAAGAGAAUGAUAGAUUGCAGAAGCAAGUUACUCAACUGGUAUAUGAAAAUGGAUACUUCCUCAAGCAAACUCAAACUACAAAGCUUGCUUCAAAAGACUCCAGUUGUGAAUCAGUGGUAACGAGUGGUCAACACCACUUGACACCUCAGCAUCCCCCAAGAGAUGCUAGUCCUGCAGGGCUUUUGUCCAUUGCAGAAGAGACUUUGACAGAGUUUCUUUCAAAGGCUACUGGAACUGCUGUUGAGUGGGUCCAAAUGCCUGGAAUGAAGCCUGGUCCGGAUUCCAUUGGAAUCAUUGCUAUUUCUCAUGGUUGCACUGGCAUGGCAGCUAGAGCUUGUGGCCUGGUUGGUUUAGAUCCAACAAGGGUUGCUGAAAUCCUUAAGGAUCGCCCUUCCUGGUAUCGUGACUGCCGGGCUGUUGAAGUUCUAAAUAUGCUGCCUACUGCCAAUGGUGGAACCAUUGAACUUCUUUACAUGCAGCUUUAUGCUCCAACAACUUUGGCACCUCCUCGUGACUUCUGGCUGUUACGCUAUACUACUGUUACGGAUGAUGGCAGCUUUGUGGUUUGUGAAAGGUCAUUGAGAAAUACUCAAAAUGGUCCAAGUAUGCCUCCUGUUCAGAAUUUUGUGAGAGCAGAAAUUCUGCCAAGUGGAUAUCUGAUUCGGCCUUGUGAGGGCAGUGGUUCUAUUGUCCGUAUUGUGGAUCAUAUGAAUUUAGAGGCAUGGAGUGUGCCAGAAGUGCUGCGUCCACUGUAUGAGUCAUCUGCAGUGCUUGCUCAGAAGACAACAAUGGCAGCACUACGCCAACUGAGGCAGUUAACGUUGGAAUUUUUACAGCCUAAUGUCACUAAUUGGGGCAGGAGACCAGCAGCUCUACGGGCAUUAAGCAAGAGGUUGAGCAGAGGGUUCAAUGAGGCUCUCAAUGGUUUCUCCAGUGAAGGCUGGUCUAUGCAGGAUAAUGAUGGAAUAGAUGAUGUCGCCAUCCUUGUUAACUCCUCUCCUGACAGAAGGAUGGGCUUAAACCUUUCUUUUUCUGAUGGAUUUACAUCAAUAAGCAAUGGAGUUUUGUGCGCAAAAGCAUCUAUGCUUCUACAGAGUGUGACUCCUGCAGUGCUUCUCAGGUUUUUGCGUGAGCAUCGAUCAGAAUGGGUAGACAACAAUAUUGAUGCCUACUCAGCUGCAGCUGUUAAAGUUGGUCCUUGCAGCCUACCUGGGGCUCGAGUUGCUAAUUUUGGGGGUCAAGUGAUACUUCCACUGGCACACACCGUUGAACAUGAAGAGUUGCUGGAGGUCAUUAAGUUGGAAGGAGUUUGCCAUUCCCCGGAAGAUGUUAUAAUGCCAAGAGAUAUGUUUCUAUUGCAAUUGUGCAGUGGAAUGGAUGAAAAUGCUGUUGGUACCUGUGCUGAACUCGUUUUUGCUCCUAUUGAUGCCUCAUUUGCUGAUGAUGCACCACUCCUUCCUUCUGGGUUUCGCAUUAUACCUUUAGAUUCUGCUAAGGAAGCCUCCAGUCCAAAUCGCACCCUUGAUCUUACUUCUGCUCUUGAAACUGGGCCCGUAGGAAGUGAGGUGGCUAAUGACCUUAAGGCGACUGAUGGCACAUCAAAAUGUAUUAUGACAAUGGCUUUUCAAUUUGCAUUUGAAAGCCACAUGCAAGAGAAUGUUGCAUCAAUGGCUAGAAAGUAUGUCCGAAGCUUCAUUUCAUCUGUUCAAAGGGUUGCAUUAGCACUUUCUCCAUCUCACUUCGGUUUCCUGGGAGGUCUUCGUCUGCCGCUGGGGACUCCUGAAGCUCAUACGCUGGCUCGGUGGAUCUGCCAAAGUUACAGGUGUUUUUUGGCUGUGGAGCUUCCAAAAUUGAGUAGUGAAGGAAGUGAAUCUAUCCUUGAUAACCUAUGGCAUCACUCAGAUGCUAUUAUCUGCUGCUCUGCAAAGGCUAUGCCAGUUUUCACAUUUGCCAACCAGGCUGGUCUUGACAUGCUCGAGACAACCUUGGUUGCACUUCAAGAUGUUUCUUUGGAGAAAAUAUUUGAUGAACGUGGAAGGAAAAACCUCUGCUCUGAGUUCCCACAGAUAAUGCAACAGUUCUCCAUUUAAGAAGGUUGUCUUCACAUCCAUUUGAUGAAUUUGAAGAUCGUGCACGACGGCUAAUGCUAUCAACACUCGAAUAGAUGUAAUUCUUGUUACCAGCGAAUACGUGUUGAAAUAAUCAGGACCUUCUCGUUGUCUGAAGUCUUUGACAAUUAGUCUUGCCUUAUAUUUAUCAAUAGUGUCAUCAUCUUUCAUUUUCAUUUUUGAAAAUCCAUUUAAAAUUCAAUUUUUUGUUUGGUUUCUGGGAGGAAUAUCAAUCACUUUUCAUGUAUGAUUAUCAAUAUGGAUUAUGUUUCACCAUUGAUUGCCUUUUUUCAAUAUUGUGCUUUUGAGGAAGACAUUGCUUCCCUAAAAGUUUGAGGCUCAUUUUUCACUAAAAAUGUCAAGAAAUCGGGACCAAAUGAAGUUGGUGUCUUUUGACGUUUACUACGUCUUGAAUUUUCCUUAUUAGGUAUACUCCCCUUUGAUUCUUCCCAAGGUCGUUUAGAUCGUUCGCUAGAGAACUCAUAUUCAUUCUUAUAUGAAUAAAUAUUUUUAAAACAUUCAGCAUUAUCUGAUUCAAUUACUGUAUUCAGAUGAAUGUCAGGAUUUUCUGAUUUAUGAACCAGAAAACGAUAUGCUUUGCUAUUGGUGGCAUAUCCAAUGAAGCUACAAUCAAUUAUUUUCAAUCCCAUUUUAACCUUUUUGGGUUUAAGAGCCUGUACUUUAGCCUAGCACCCCACAUUUUAAAGUAUUUCAAGUUGGGGUUUCAUCCUUUUCAUUUUUCAUGUGGAAUAAAUUGUGUUUUGCUAUGGGAAACUCUAUUAAGUAUUUUAUUUGCCGUGAGAAUAGCUUCCCCCACAAGUUCUGGGGUAAACCAAAACUUAUCAACAUAAUAUUCAUUAUCUCCUUUAAUAUUCGAAUUUUUCUUUCCAUAAUUUCAUUGGGUUGAGUGAAUAUAGGACAGUUGUUCGAUGAAUAAUGCCAUAAUCCAAACAUAUUUCUUCAAAGAGAGAUUCAUAUUCGGCACCCUUAGCCUUUUUAAUCAUUUUGAUUUUCUUAUUACUUUGUGUUUCAACUUCAUUCAUCUAUUGCUAGAAUGCUUCAAUUGCCUCAUCUUAGCUAUUAAGCAAAUAAACGUAGCAAUAUCGAGUGUUAUCAUCAAUGAAAGUCUUGAAAUAUUUUUUCUCGUGGCGAGAUGGUAUUUUCUUCAUUAUCACAAAUAUUUUUAUGAAUUAAGCCUAAGGAAUUUGAAUUUCCUUAAUAGACUUCUAAGGAUACUUAGCAUACUUAGAUUCCACACGACACUUCAAGUUAUUACUUUCAAAUUUAGGCAAUAUUUUCAAGUUAAUUAUUUUUUGCAAAGUUUUAUAAUUAACAUGCCCUAAACGUGCAUGUCAUAAAUUAUUUGACUAAAGCAAGUAAGAAGAAGAGAAGACAUUUUCCCCCCUGAACUUGUCCUCCAAAAAACUCACUUUAGCACUUAAACUUAGCUUUCGUUUAUUUACCCCCCUUAACAUCUUUAAAGUGAAUAUUUCCCCCCUAAUGCUGAUGUGGCAUUUUAAAAAAAAGGGGUGCGUUUUAGAUUUUUCUUCUUCUUUUCCCACUUACACACACACACACAUAUAUAUAUAUUUAAAAGAAAAUACUCCUUUCUUCUUCAAUACCCCCACCCCCUUUCACCUCUCAUACCUACCCCACACACCUACACCCCACACUCAUACCAUUUUCUUCUCCAAUACAUCAACAAACAACAACACCCAUUUUCUACAACAAUUAAUUCUUCCAUUAACAGCCUCAAACACAUCCUCCAACAACACUUUCCUCCAUUUUUUUUCAUUUUUCUCCAUUAAUACAUUCUCCAACGAAGAAAUUGAAGACAUUAAAUUGCUUCAUUAAUUCAGUUCGAAGAAUAACAAAAUUGAAAGAAAUUUUUGUAACUUUUAUUUUUAAAGUUCAUUGUUCCUUCGCUAUUCUUUAUUUAUGUUUACAUCUUCAAGGGUGAAUUUGGUGGUUGAAAACUUGAGAAAGUUUGAUUGAAGGUUGAGAUGGUGUUUAAUGGAGAAAAAUUUUUAAUUUGAUAUUUUGUGAUUG
Messenger RNA from Capsicum annuum, 5209 nucleotides. Its product is annotated as homeobox-leucine zipper protein ATHB-15. Gene Ontology annotation, molecular function: lipid binding; DNA binding; DNA-binding transcription factor activity. The coding region runs from base 770 to 3142 and encodes 790 amino acids. The record is from RefSeq and is a predicted model, not a curated record. Lineage: Eukaryota; Viridiplantae; Streptophyta; Magnoliopsida; Solanales; Solanaceae. The transcript is spliced from 19 exons.